UAUGAUGUAUCCUGGAACCCCAACUCUUCAGAGUUUUGCGUGGUUUAUGGUUUCAUGCCCGCCAAGGCGACUGUCUUUAACCACAAGUGUGAGUCUGUGUUCGACUUCGGCACGGGUCCCCGAAACGUGGCUUUCUACAGCCCCCAGGGUCACAUCCUCGUCCUGGCCGGGUUCGGGAACCUGAGAGGGCAGAUGGAAGUUUGGGACGUGAAGAAAUACAAGCAGGUGUCGAAACCCCAGGCUGAAGACACCACACAUUUCUCCUGGUGUCCUGAUGGAGAACACAUAGUGACGUCGACCUGCUCCCCCAGGCUCAGGGUCAGCAAUGGCUUUAAGAUCUGGCAUUACACCGGGACUGUGUUGUUCAAGCAUGAAACCCCUUCAAAUAAAGAGCUGUGGGAAGUGUUAUGGCAGCCCUUCCCGACUGGAACGUUCCCGGAGAAGGAGGUGAAAUACCAGGCGUCGCCAAGUGAGCUCGGCAGCACUGAAGCCAAACCAGCGCAGGCGUAUCGUGCACCCGCUCUCCGCAACAAACCCCAGACCGCCAGCUCCAAACUACAUGAAGAGGAGCCGGCGCAGAACAUGAAACCUGGUGCUGCAGGAGAGAAGCAAAUGUCUAAAGCUGCUUUGAAAAAUCAGAAAAGACGAGAAGCGAAGAAAGCAGCUAAACAGGAAAACAAGUCGGAUGAAGCUCCGCCUCCAGCAGCAGACUCCGCCCCUGCCAGUCAUGUGACUUCUAGCUGUGGAGACCCUGAAACUGAUAAAAAGAUCAAGAAUUUAAAAAAGAAACUCAAAGCCAUUGAUGAACUGAAGGAGCAGCAGGCGGCCGGCAAAGUCAUGCAAAAAAACCAGCUUGAGAAGAUGCAGAAGGAGGCCCAGCUGUUGAAAGAGCUUGAAGACCUCGAAUUAGGAUUGUAAACUCACUCCACCAGUUUUUCACUUCGGUCAUCAGUUUUCCAACAUUGCUUCAUCAUACUGCUAUGAAUAUGUAUUGAGAUGGUUUUUUUCACAAACUACUCAUGGUCAAUAAAUAAGAGCCUGUUUUGCUUCUUUGAACAUGGCUAAUAUAACAAGGACUAAAUUGUCAAAAGCAAUAUUGCUAUGCAAUGUGACGUCCAGCACAAGAGAACAUCCGUGAAAUACGAAAUAAAACAAAUGUUGAAAUUCAAACUGCGUGACUUUUAUUAUGUCUGUUGGGGAGCCGGAAGUGCUCAUUUCUCCAGUGUGCAGCAACCAAAGCGGUCGCAGAUUUCAACACAAACGCAGCUGAAAUUGUUAACAAAUAAACUCAACGGGACGAGGCGAAACCAGCUGAUAUUUCAGGUUUGAUGAGAGCGUACCUUGUUAUACUGAGUUUCGUCCCUGUAGAGUGUUUUGUCGAGUGUGUAUUUGUGAUAUUUAGAUGAGCCGAUGACUGAGGCUUUUGGGGUUUAGCGGUUUAGUCGUUUCAGGGG
Molecule: messenger RNA, 1454 nt
Organism: Sinocyclocheilus grahami
Lineage: Eukaryota; Metazoa; Chordata; Actinopteri; Cypriniformes; Cyprinidae
Product: eukaryotic translation initiation factor 2A
Exons: 6
Biological process (GO): translational initiation
Cellular component (GO): cytosolic small ribosomal subunit
Molecular function (GO): protein binding; ribosome binding; translation initiation factor activity
Source: RefSeq, a predicted model, not a curated record